This is a messenger RNA of Candida albicans SC5314, 1083 nucleotides long. RefSeq lists its product as uncharacterized. The record is from RefSeq and is a predicted model, not a curated record. The transcript has a single exon. NCBI's taxonomy places the organism in Eukaryota, Fungi, Ascomycota, Pichiomycetes, Serinales, Debaryomycetaceae. The coding region runs from base 1 to 1083 and encodes 360 amino acids.
AUGUUGCUUAAUCUUGUUAUAAUUGUUGUUAUCAUCCUUAUUGGGUACCUUACAGUUUCACAUUUUUGGUUUAAUCCAAGUCAUUCCUCCGUAAUAAACAACAUACCACCAGUGGCAUCUAAUUUCAAAUGGGAAACUCAACAACCAUUACCAAUCAGACCAUUUGUAAACAAGAAAAACUUCAAUCCAAGUAUGGCCAUUAAAAACAUUUCAGACACUCCUCAAGAUUGGUUACUUAUUGAAAACACUUAUUACAACAAUGUAAGACAACGACAAAAACAUAUUGCAUUAGAACCAGAAAUCUUAACAUUUAUUCACAACAAUAACAGAACUAAACAAGCAGUUGGUGAAUUCUAUGAUAUGGUUACUCAAUUCUUAUUACUGCGUUAUCCAAUGUAUUUUAAAUAUGAUUUCUGGUCAGGAAUUGUUACCAACACUAUCACCAAUGAUAAAUUCCCCAAAUAUUCCAAAUCAUUAAUUCCCAAUUAUCAAUCAAUGGUAGAAAUAUUGGGUCGUAACAUUGAAGAAGAUUUCUUAAUCCUAAUCAAAAACAAUCCACAUGAUAAAGAAGAAGAAUAUAUUAUGAGAGCAUCAUUGAAUGGAUUCCCCGCUGGAUUUGAUCCAAGAGUUAAUUUCAAUCAACCAAUAUCAUUUAUUCAUCAACCAGUACCACAAUAUAAAUCACGAUUACAAUUUUCAAUGACGAAAUUUUUCAAUAAUUCACAACCUGAUAAAUUAUGGGUAAGACAUAAUUGGGGAAUUCAAACUCAUAAUCUGUAUUUUAAUAUGGAUACUAAUCAUGGACGACCUGGUGAUAAGAUUCAUCAAUUAUCAAUGAAUGAAAUUGAUUUUGAUAAUGAGGGAUGUUGUUUACGAUGUGAACGACAACUUUUCACUCGAAUGCCACAAUCAGGAGCAAUAAUAAUGACUAUUAGAACAUAUUUGACACCAAUAAAAACGAUAAAGCAAGAAGGUUUAGGAAAAGAGUUGAGUAGAGCUAUAGAUGGAUUACCUGAUGAUUUAGCAUUUUAUAAAAAAAGAAAUUCUUGGGGUGAAGCAGUCAAAGAGUAUUUAGCAAUAUAG